CUGCCACCAUGUCGCGUUCCCUUGGCUCCCUCCCGCCCGAACCGGCAGCGGAGACGGUGGCCUCCCGGCUGCGGGCCGUGGCACAGUUUCUCAGGCGGGCGCUGCCGUUGUGCCAGGCCCACACGGUAGAGUUUUACACGCGGGGGCUGUGGGAGCAGCUGGUGGCUCUCUCUCCCGAGACGGUGCUGGAGGCGUUGAGCGGGGCCGGGCUCCUGCGGCAGCAGCGCCCCCUGGAGGAGGCCGCCGGCACCGCCAGGUCUGGGCUAUGGGAUAACUGCAAGUUUUCCAACGUGUUCUGUGAAAAUUCUCAGAAGCUGGUCAACGUGCAGUUCUUUGCUCUCGCUGCUAAAUACCAUUCCUUGCCAAGCCUUGAAGUGUGUACCCCAUUAGACCAGAUGCUUGGAGCACUGAGUGGAAAGCAACACGAGAGAUGUGAAAUCAAAACAGAUGAGUUUAUGAAUGAUAAGAAAUCUCAUGAAGUGGAGAUGAUGUCAGAAUUGAUAAAUAGCAUUGCAAAUUUUUGUGGUAUAAAGCAGGUGAUUGACCUGGGCUCUGGAAAAGGCUACCUAAGCUCCUUUUUAUCCAUGCAAUAUAAUCUAAAGGUUUAUGGAAUUGAUUCCUCAAACACCAACACUUAUGGAGCUAAUGAAAGGAACAGGAAAUUGAAGAAACAUUGGAGAGCUUAUCAAAGUCGGGCAAGAGCAAAUGUCAGAGGCCAAGUGUUGGAAGAGCCAAAGGAUAGGGCAGUGCAAGAUGAAAUGAAAUGUAGAGCAAAUAUCAACGAAAAGCUUUUAAGUACUAACAACAGUCUUUUAAGUCAGGACCAGAUGGCUAGCUCAGAUUCAGUUCCUUUGGAAAUUACUGGUGCUUUCACAGACUCUGCUAUGUUGAAUACCAGCAAACAAACUGAAACUCAUUUGGUGGCUCAGACUCAGUCUGAUGGGAACAAAAUUUCUGAACAUGCGUUUUCUCUUCUAAACAUUCUACCUGCUGAUGCUGUAGAAGCUGUUUCUUCAUCUAAAUAUAACAUGGAGCUCUGUGAAGAGGAAAAAGAGCAAAGAAAAAUGGCUUCCAUCAAGGCCAAAGCAAGCAAGUCAAAUGACUCAAACAUUUAUUUGCCAUUGACCUCAUACAUCACUGCAGAAACAGAACUCCGUGAUAUCGUUACAGAUCUGGAGGACUGUAUAAUGGUGGGACUACAUACAUGUGGGGAUCUUGCUCCGAAUACACUGCGAAUCUUUACUGCUAAGCCUGAAAUCAAGGCAGUUUGCAGUGUGGGCUGCUGCUACCAUCUGUUGACAGAAGAGUUUGAAAACCAAAAAGAUUGCUCUCCAGGAUUGUGGGGGUUUCCCAUGUGCCGGUAUUUAAAGGAAGAGGGCUGGUGCUGUGGUCGCAAUGCCAGAAUGUCAGCAUGCUUAGCUUUGGAACGAGUUGCGGUCAGCCAAGUGCUGCCUACAGAAUCAUUGUUUUAUCGAGCUGUUCUACAGGUUAUUAUAGAGGAAUGUUACGGUGUCAUCAAAAGUGAUCGGCAUGUUGGUAAAAUUUUCUCCAAGUCUUCCUCUUUCGUGGAUUAUGUCAGAAAGUCUCUGAAGAAGCUUGAACUAGAUGAGACAAAGCUCCCGGACAGCUGUAUAAUGGAUUACUAUGAAAAAUACAAGCAUAGAAUGAAUGAGCUGGAAGCAUUUAAUAUGUUGAAAGUUGUUCUGGCUCCCUGUAUAGAAGUUUUAUUACUUCUGGAUCGUCUUUGCUACCUCAAAGAGAAGGACAACAUUGCCUGGUCUGGACUGCUGAAGUUAUUUGAUCCUGUGAAAUCCCCCAGAUGCUAUGCAGUUGUUGCUCUGAAGAAAUAGAAGUGUGCUCAAGUUGAAGCAAAUUGCUAGAUAGUUCACAACUCUAGGUCUAAUAUUGUUGUUACUUUUGACACUCACAUUUAUUUUGUUAUUAUUUUAAGCUAUUAUCUAAGUACUUCAAUGAUAUGUUAUGUAACCGUCUUGUUUUUACUUGAAAAAUAAAGCAUUUAAUAAGUGUGAAUCAUGAGAAAUAUAUCCAAAGUAAAAUUGAACUCGUUUUAUAUUUCAACAUGUCCUGGUCUAAUUUAAUAAAGUAAUGUUAAGCAUCUGAUUUUCCCAGAAAAAUUCAGAGGCCCAUAUUGUGUGAUUAUUUUUAAAGCAGAACUCUAUUGAUGUUAAUAGCUUAAAAACUGAUGGGAUAGUAUAAUUCAGACUUAUGGGGAAAUGCCCAUUCUGUUAUAAUCAUAGAACUGGAAGGGACCUCGAGAGGUCUUCUAGUCCAGUCCCCUGCACACAUUGCAGGACUAAGUAUUAUCUAGACCAGCCCUGACAGGUAUUUGUCUCACCUGUUCCACAACCUCUGUGGUCAGUUUAUUCCAGUGCUUAACCACCCUGACAGGAAGUUUUUCCUAAUGUCCAACCUAAAUCACCCUUACUGCAAUUUAAGCCAAUUGCUUCUUGUCCUAUCCUCAGAGGUUAAGGAGAACAAUUUUUUUCCCUCCUUCUUGUAACAACCUUUUAUGUACUUGAAGACUGUUACCAUGUCCCCUCUCAGUCUUCUCUUCUUCAGACUAAACAAACCCAGUUUUUUCAAUCUUCCCUCAUAAGUCAUAUUUUCUAGACCUUUAAUCAUUUUUGUUGCUCUUCUCUGGACUCUCUCCAAUUUGUCCACAUCUUUCCUGAAAUGUGGAGCCCAGAACUGGACACAAUACUCCAGUUGAGGCCUAAUCAGCACAGAGUACAGUGGAAGAAUUACUUCUUGUGUCUUGCUUACAACACUCUUGCUAAUACAUCCCAGAAUGAUGUUUACAUUUUUUUCCAAUGGUAUUACACCAUUGGCUCAUUUAGCUUGUGAUCCCCUAUGAUCCCCAGAUCCCUAUCUGUAGUACUCCUUCCUAGGCAGUCAUUUCCCAUUUUGUAGGAAUGCAACUGGUUCCUUGUAAGAGGGGUACUUUGUAUUUGUCGUCCUUAUUGAAUUUCAUCCUAUUUACUUUGGACUAUUUCUCCGGUUUGUCCGGAUCAUUUUGAAUUUUAAUCCUAUCCUCCAAAGCACUUGCAACCCCUCCCAGCUUGGUAGCAUCCACAAACUUUAUAAGUGUACUCUCUGUGCCAUUACCUAAAUCACUGAUGAAGAUAUUGAACAGAACCAGACCCAGAACUGAUCCCUGUGGGACCCCACUUGAUAUACCCUUCCAGCUUGACUGUGAACCACUGAUUAUUCUCUGGGAACAGUUUUCCAACCAGCUAUGUACCCACCCUAUAGUAGCUCCAUCUAGGUUUUAUUUCCCUAGUUUGCUUAUGAGGUCAUGCGAGACAAUAUCAAAAGCCAGGUUUCAGAGUAGCAGCCGUGUUAAUAUCACAAUAUUAAUAUCAAAAGCCUUACUAAAGUCAAGAUAUACCACAUCUACCACUUCCCCCCCCCCGCCAUCCACAAGGCUUGUUACCCUAUCAAAGAAAGCUAUCAGGUUGGUUUGACAUGGUUUGUUCUUGACAAAUCCAUACUGACUGUUACUUAUUAACUUAUCUUCUACGUUUUGCAAAUUGAUUGCUUAAUUUGCUCCAUUAUCUUUCUGGGUACUGAAGUGAACUUCACUGGUCUGUAAUUCCCGGGGUUGUCCUUAUUUCCCUCUUUAUAGAUGGGCACUAUAUUUGUCCUUUUCCAGUCCUCUGGAAUCUCUCCUGUCUUCCAUGACUUUUCAAAGAUAAUCGCUAAUGGCUCAGGUAUCUCCUCAGUCAGCUCCUUGAGUAUUCUAGGAUGUAUUUCAUCAGACCCUGGUAACUUGAAACAUCUAACUUGUCUUAGUAAUUUUUAGUAACUUGUUCUUUCCCUAUUUUAGCCUCUGAUCCUACCUCACUUUCACUGGCAUUUACUAUGUUAGACGUCCAAUCACUACUAACCUUUUUGGUGAAAACUGAAACAAAAAUGUCAUUUAGCACUUCUACUAUUUCCACAUUUUCUGUUAUUGUUUCCCCCACACACAUUGAGAAAUGGGCCUAUCCUGUCCUUGGUGUUCCUCUUGCUUUUAAUGCAUUUGUAGAAUGUUUUCUUUUUACCCUUUAUGUCUCAUUUAGCUAGUUUAAUCUCAUUGUGUCUUGAUAACUCUUGUUAACUCAUAUCAGUCAGUGAAAUCUAAGCUUUAGUAAAUCCAACAGAAGUUUUACCAUUGACUUCUGUGGGACUAAUAUUUCUGGUUAGGUGUUGUGGGAAUCUCAGUUUCAACUGGAUGAAUCUAUGCUGAAAUUGAAGGUAAAAUUUCCUUACUUUGCUUUGGUAAUUGUAGAAUUUCACACUGUUUAAUAUAGUAUUUUAAUGUUUUUACUUUCUAUUCAUAAUUUCAAUAAAAUAUUUAAAAAGGUAAAACAAGC
This is a messenger RNA of Malaclemys terrapin pileata, 4376 nucleotides long. RefSeq names its product methyltransferase like 25 (gene METTL25). NCBI's taxonomy places the organism in Eukaryota, Metazoa, Chordata, Testudines, Emydidae. The record is from RefSeq and is a predicted model, not a curated record. The coding region runs from base 9 to 1850 and encodes 613 amino acids. The transcript is spliced from 12 exons.